Notothenia coriiceps (black rockcod) is the source of this 1227-nucleotide messenger RNA. RefSeq names its product nucleolar protein 8-like. The transcript has 7 exons. The record is from RefSeq and is a predicted model, not a curated record. The annotation marks the transcript as partial. Gene Ontology annotation, biological process: protein localization to nucleolus. Lineage: Eukaryota; Metazoa; Chordata; Actinopteri; Perciformes; Nototheniidae. Gene Ontology annotation, molecular function: RNA binding. Gene Ontology annotation, cellular component: nucleolus.
AGAAGAAAAAGAGCGGGACCGAGGAAGAGGAGGCGCUGGAGGAGGAGAGGAAGAAGAGCCUUUCCAUCCUGCAGAGCGUCCUCGGCAUCAGCCAGCACACCUCCAGCAGCAGCAAGACCACCAGCAAGGCCAAAACCUUCAGAGAUGUGUCAGCGCUGCACUACGACCCCAGCAGAGAGGAACACGCUGCGUUUGAGACCAAGACAGAGGAAACCAAGAAAGAGAGUAAGGCAGCCAGGAGGAAGAAGAGGGAGGAAGCUCAGAAACUCCCGGAGGUUUCUAAAGAGAUUUACUACGACGUGUCCGGUGACCUGAAGGCUGUGUUCGGUCAGACAAAGGAGGAGGAGGACGCUGUUGCAGAAAAAGAGGAGACAAACUGGGACCAAGAGGAAGAAAAGAAAAAAGAGCCGGAGGAGGAAGGAGAACAGGUUGAACAGCCGACCCUGGAGUCUUCCCUCCUGUCAGCUGAGAAAGAGGAGGCGUCAGGAUUUAAGUUCUCUUUCUUUGGAGACGACGCAGAAACAGGAAGUGGAGAGACAGCUGAGUACAAGAUAGAGAGCAUACAGGCGCCAAAGCUGUCAUGGCAACAAGACCCACGUUUCCAUGACAGCAGCUCAGAUGAGGAGGAGGAGAAGGGGCAGGAGAAAGACGAGAAGACGCAAAGCAACGUCAUCGCCAAAAUAGAGGAGACUCCAACAAAGACCGGCCUUUUCUUCUUCUACCCUGAAGACAACAGGCUGACCGAGGGUCCCAAGUUGUUUUGCCGCUCCUCUCAGCUGGAGGAGCAGAAGGAGCAGUGGGAGGAGAGGAGGACCGAGCUCAGACAGGAGUACCGCAAGAAACACAAGGAUGCCCGGAGGAAGCUGAAGACCUCUGUAAAAAGCUGAGAAUUUUGGGAGGUGAAGUCUCAUUGUUUGGGUUUCCCCUCACUGGUAUGGACUUUAGAAAUAUUCAUCUCCUUUGUGCCGUUUCGUGCCCCAGACUGGUUUCCACAGUCAGCAGGAGAGACACCCAGUGGGAAAGUUCAAGAUCAUCUAUUACUUUUUAACCUGGGAAGUACUUCCUCUUGGUCUGUCUGGUUUUGUGUUCUUGUUGCUUUACUGCUGCAAAUAACCUUGUGGACAAUCAGCAGAAUGAGCCAAUCACAACUGCAGAGGACCAAACCUGUUCAUACAAAUGGUUCAAAUGCAUAAAGAAGAGUUUAUUAAAACUUUAAUAAAAAACAAA